This is a messenger RNA of Chara braunii, 675 nucleotides long. The record is from the annotation of a GenBank genome assembly. NCBI's taxonomy places the organism in Eukaryota, Viridiplantae, Streptophyta, Charophyceae, Charales, Characeae.
CGUCUGGCACCCAAGGAUAUUCCAACCUGCUGUAAAGACUGGAAAGUGGGUUAUGGCAAUGAAGGAAGCCAAUGGCAAGUAGAGUGGCAUGAACAGACUGGGAGCGGGUCCAUUUAAGAAAAAGGCGAGAGAUGCUCUGGUGGAGCAUUUGAGUGUUAUGAACCCCGAAAGGAGCCUCUCGAACGUCAGUGCGUAUGCAGACCAGAAGCUCCACGAGAUGUACAAUGACAAAAUGUUGGAGUUUCGAGCGUCUUUCUACACACUCGAAACGACACCCUCUCGUGGCAUUGACUGGCGCAUGCCGCAACCUCUGUCGGGCGGUCAGCAUCCGGGAAGCGGUGGAGGAGGAGACGAAGGAGACGGCGGAGGUGACGGAGGAGACGGCUCACAAUUUGCCGGAAAGGGGUCAGGCGAAACAUCGUCGGAAGAAAAGGCGUCCAGCGGAAAGGGGUCAGGAGGAAAGGGGUCGGGCGGAAAGGGAUCGGGCGGGAAGGGGUUGGGAGGAAAGGGGUCGGGCGGAAGUGUAGAACGUCCGGGAGUCCCGAGUAUAGGGAAACUGACAGCCACUGCGUAGGGAGUCGAGAUUCCGACAUGCGAGACGUGGCCACCCUGAGGUCUAAUCAAGUGCGAGUAGAUUCGCACUUUUCUGCGAGGACUUUGUUUCCUGAUGCCGAG